This is a messenger RNA of Uranotaenia lowii, 3081 nucleotides long. RefSeq names its product CD151 antigen-like. The record is from RefSeq and is a predicted model, not a curated record. Gene Ontology annotation, cellular component: membrane. Bases 1646 to 2608 code for a protein of 320 amino acids. Lineage: Eukaryota; Metazoa; Arthropoda; Insecta; Diptera; Culicidae. The transcript is spliced from 7 exons.
UCGUGAUUUGGUGCGCAAGUUUCUCAUCGGGUGGGAAGCCGAUCGUCGUCGUCGUCGUUCGGUUAUCACGCGAGUUGAACGAUCGUUGUCGUCGUCGUCUUCGUUGAGCCGGUUUGUUUUGGAUUGUUAUCAAACAAUCGGAAGUGGGAAAAACAAACGCGGGAAGAAAACGCGCGCCCGAAAUUCGUGAUAACAAGUUGUCGUUUUUUUUCGGUGUUACUGUUAACUGUUAACAGCCAAACCUGAAACAAAUUGCUUUAACACUAUUUGGAAACGGCAAGGAAAUUGAGACAGUGUUUAGUUAAUUUAAAUACUGCUUUAAAGUGUUGGCAUUCAGUGUGUUUUGAUAACAGUUUGUUCGACGCUAGUGAUCAAACAAGUGAGCAGAUCCCUGCGUGCAGUUUUGAAUCCUGAAAAUUACUGCCUAUUUCGAUUAGUGUUAUCGUGUUGGGGUUUAUCGCCCAGGAUGUUAGCGAAAGUUGAAAAUUCGAUUUGUUGAUACUGAAUAGUGUUGUGAGUGUGAAUAAUGUGUGCCAGCCAGCCAGCCUUAAUGAGGUUCAUCAAUGUUGUUGGUGGGAAAAUGAUGAAAAAACAAACCGAAUUCAAUGAAAUUUAAUGCAGAACCUAAAUUAAGUGGGAUGCAGCCUAUUGUUGGAUAUUGAAAAAUCGAUUAAGGAUAUCGUGAUACCCCGAUAAUUAUAGAUUUCGAAUCCUUUCUGUGCUGCGCCGAGAAAAGAAAUUGACGCUCGUUCGACGUCCUAAAUACCGUACCAGAAACAAGGCAUCAUUCCAGGCUUUUCCAUUGUCCAACGUCGAGAACGUGCUCCGGAUUCGACGCCGCCAACCAACAGGCAGCAACAACAACGGAACCUGCAUGAAUCGAAACUUGCUCCGGUCAUGCUUCUCCGGUGACCAAACGAACCGAAAACCUUACUUCGAAACGACGACUGAGGAUUGUGUUUUGUUUUGGUUUUUUUUUUCUUCUCUCUCAGUCACAAACUACUCUAAGUCCAAGAAUCGUCCAGCCAAAGAAGAUUGAAUUAUGCCAUGGCAUGCAACGGCACGCAGAGAAGAGAUGUGACUGGAGUCAACGUUUUGGCCUGUUUUUUCUUCUGCCGUUUCGGUUUUGAAUUUGAUGCCUUGGGUUCCCGAGCUAUGUGACAUGAUUCGUCUUGCCCGGUUGUUCCCAGCAGCAGCAUCCAAUCAAUAGCAUUUCUCAAACUUUACCGUAGGCUGCAGCCGAUUGAAAAACGCACGUACAUAAUUUACUUCGGCACAAGGACCGGCAUUGUUCCUACUAAAGUUAGUCGCGAGUUUCAGGCCAUUCGGGAACAUUAUGAUGAUGAGACCAUUCAAGCGACGACGAUGCAACACUAAUUGACCGGUCCUGGACCCUCUCCACAAAUCGCAUUCCGAAAACAAAGAGUCAUGAAUCUCGUCCAAAAAGGAGGGACCCUUUGCGGAUUGUUUAUUUGAUUAAAAAAAAAACAGUGCUACUGUGCCAUACGCGGGCGGGUGACAUUUGUGAGUUUUUCUUUUUCAAUGAAGCAAUAUCAUAAACAAGUGUGCUCGCUUCCAGUUCAGUGAUAACAAAUAAGGAAGAAAAUUAGAUCACCAGGAGAAAAAAAAGCCAAUCAAAACAAACAUGGCACCCGGAAAAAAGAAAAAAACGCCACUCCCAACAAUCCUGCCGGCGGCGGCGACGACCAGCUAUUCGAUCAAUAACGGUGCCCUGGAAGGAGUUCAUCACAAUGGUGGCCAUCAGAAUAAUAAUGGCACCGGCAACGUGAAUGGAAAGAAGAAGGGCGGCAGCAAGAAAUCUUCGACCAAGAAGCUGCACCAGAACCAGAAGACCCGAGAUUCAGACUGCUGCAGCAUCAAUUUUGUGAAAUACGUGCUUCAUAUAUUCAACAUCAUUUUCUUCAUGUCCGGACUGGUGAUAAUCGGUGUCACACUUUGGACCGUGCUUUGGAAGCAUCAGUACAUAUCGCUGCUCUCGACGACCAACUACGCCAUCGGGACCUACUCUUUGCUGGCCGCUGGGCUGCUCGCGCUUUUAGGUGGCGUACUGGGAUGCUGCGGAGUUUGGCGGGAAAACCGAGCGUUGCUGUUGGGCUACACCUUCAUACUGCUGUUCGUGUUUCUGUUGGAAGCAACCGUUGGAAGUUUGGCCUAUCUGUACGAGACCCAGAUUGAGCUGGAACUGCAGCAUAGCCUCAACAGUACCUUCAUGGAGCAGUACGGCGUCAGCGAACGACAAACCGAUGCCAUCGAUCGGAUGCAGCAAGAGUUUGGUUGUUGCGGUGCCGUUCGGUUCGAGGAUUGGCGCUACAGCGUAUGGUUGAGAUCCCGGAGGAAAGAUUUGAUCCGACCUACCGAAGGGCGACGCGUUCCCGAUUCGUGCUGCAUCAGUAUGGCACCAAAGUGUGGGCUGAGUGAUGGGCCCAGCAAUAUUCCGUACACGGGUUGCAUCUACCGGAUGGCAGACGACCUGCGGCACCACCUGAUCCUGCUCGGGGCCAUCGGUCUCGGUAUCUGCGUGAUCCAGAUCUUCGGCAUGAUCCUGUCCUGCUGCCUGUACGUGAAGCUGCGCAACGUGCUCGACUGACAUAAGCCAGCGGAUCCGAUAGUCGAACUAAUGGAUCCGCUGCCGGACAAUAUCAGUCUCAUUUACGGCUACGACGACCAAACGAUUUGAAUGGAAUGGAAUGAACGAAAAAAAAAUGGAAAUCGAAAACUGCAGCAGGGUUUGCUGCAGCUUUCGAUCGAGUCAAAGAUCUUAGGCGAUAGGGACUUGUAAAUGGAGCCAUAACUUAAUUACUGCAUAUUGUACAGAUUCUUAAAUAAGCUACUAACAGUUACUAUACUUGUUACUCAAUGGAAGAAUUUUAUCUCAGUUAGAUUGUGUAAGUGAUACGAAAAUGUUAACUAUUCCUAUAUUUAUAGAAAGCAGGGAAUUAAAGGAAAAAUUGAAAAAAAAAUCAGUGUCAAAAAUGGAACAAGAACAAAAUGUAUUAUAAGCCUGUCAAUAACUGAUUGUAAGUGUAUAAACCAAAAUUAAUUAAACGGAAUCAAUUUUCA